Messenger RNA from Gongylonema pulchrum, 273 nucleotides. Lineage: Eukaryota; Metazoa; Nematoda; Chromadorea; Rhabditida; Gongylonematidae. The record is from the annotation of a GenBank genome assembly.
AUGAACGAGGAAUGCAUCAUCCGGAAACUGAUCGCCGAUGGUGAUGGUGGCGGUGACGACCGUCGUUUCUUCACGUUGCUACCUCUCCUGCUGAAAGUUGCCAAGGAUCCCGAGAAUUCGCAAAGCGUUAUUCCUCGAAUCAUGAAAAUACUGGAUGCAGCUGAAACAGCACUCCGGAAGCAGGUAUUGAUCUCGGAAAUGAAUGAAAAACAAAUUGAAGAGUACACCCUUCUCACCAAACAGACUGGCAAGUUACUUUCCAAUGAUUAUUAA